Molecule: messenger RNA, 2034 nt
Organism: Loxodonta africana (African savanna elephant)
Lineage: Eukaryota; Metazoa; Chordata; Mammalia; Proboscidea; Elephantidae
Gene: ZNF280B
Product: zinc finger protein 280B
Exons: 1
Coding region: 304-2034 (576 amino acids)
Biological process (GO): regulation of DNA-templated transcription
Molecular function (GO): DNA-binding transcription factor activity, RNA polymerase II-specific; RNA polymerase II cis-regulatory region sequence-specific DNA binding
Source: RefSeq, a predicted model, not a curated record
UAACAGAGCAAAAUUUCCUGGAAGACUUGAUGUUGUAGCUUUUUAAUUUUUUUUUUUAUAACAGGAGAAAUCAUAAUCAGUGUAGUGCAAAGUAAUGAUUUUGGAGUUACAGAUCUGAUUUUGUAAUGACAGAUUUUAAGCUGUCAUGUACUCUCUUUUGUGUCUUACUAUCCUUAUCUGUAAAAUAUGAAUUAAAUAAUACAUUUUACUGUACUUACUGAUGUCGUGUGUUUGUACUUAGGUGGCGAUUUAUAUAAAGGAAGCCUUGGGACUUGUUGUGACCAUACCCUCCAAGCAAAAAAAAUGGAGCAACCAUCUGUGCUAUGUGAGGAAGAACAAGAGCCGGAACCACAGAAAAGCGUAAAAGAAACCACACAAGUGAAUGAUGAAGAUUCUGAACUGAUCUUUGUUGGGGUGGAACAUGUAAAUGAAGAUGCUGAGCUGAUCUUCGUUGGCGUCACUUCACAAUCAAAACCAGUCGUUUCAACCAUUUUGAACAGAGCCACCCCAGGUUCAUAUUCACGGAGGAGAAAGUAUGGUCACCUCAGACAAGAUCCUCCUUGCAGUAUCUCGCAGCCUUCAAGUCAUAUGACCCCAGCAUCAAAAGUGGCGACUCUCUCACCAGUUUCUCCAUCUGAAGUGAGAUCAACAGAUAGUCCUAUUAUUAUUGAGCCCUCGUCUAAUCCUGAUUAUAAAAAUAACUCGCCACAAGUCAAGCCUAAUAGCGCUUCGGAGUUAUGCUCUCCUUUGAUUAGGUUCACAAGUUCAUUGCAGCAUCCAGGAGGAGCAGCAUUUUCUGUAGGAGGUGUGAAUGAAGGGCGUCGUGUGUCAAAGCAACUUUCCACUUCCGAAGUGAACAGCACAAAUCCCAAAAGGCCUAAACUCAGUGAUGGAGUCCCAGGGGGACAUUCUUUAGCUUUGUCCUCCUUAGGUAUCUCUCCUACAAGGAACGUGCAGCAAAAUAUACCCUCAAAAGAUAUUUAUACCUCACUAAGCCGUGUUCAGAAUAGAGCACCUUUUCCAACAGCUUUUCCAAAGGACAGUGCCAAUUUUAAGACCUUAAAUCUGGAUAGAGAAAACGGGGGACGGGCAAAAACAGACUUUUCAAGAAUAGCAAGUGAAAACAAGACCUUUGAUUCCCAGGAAGGAAACCUGAUUGUGUUACUUCCUGACUUCUACUAUGGACAUAGUGAAGGAAAUGGGCAGCCAGAAGAGAAGACUUUUACAAACUUUAAGUGCCUCAGCUGCCUGAAAGUUCUAAAGAAUGUGAGGUUUAUGAACCACAUGAAACACCAUUUGGAACUCGAGAGGCAGAGGAGUAACAGCUGGGACAGCUACACCAUCUGCCAGCACUGCAACCGGCAGUUUCUCACUCCCUUCCAACUGCAGCGCCACAUUGAAAGUGUGCACGUCAGCCAGGACCCCUCCACGGUUUGUAAAAUCUGCGAGCUGUCAUUCGAAACAGACCACGUUCUCUUACAACACAUGAAGGACACACACAAGCCAGGUGAAAUGCCCUAUGUGUGCCAAGUUUGCAAUUACAGAUCGUCGGCCUUUGCUGACGUGGAAACCCAUUUUAGAUCCCGCCAUGAAAACACUAAGAAUUUGCUUUGUCCAUUUUGUCUCAAAAUUUUCAAAACUGCAGUACCCUACAUGUGUCAUUAUACGGGGCACAGGGAAAAGAGCGUUCACCAGUGUUCCAAAUGCCGACUACAGUUUUUGACCUUCAAGGAGAAAAUGGAGCAUAAGACCCAGUGUCAUCAAAUGUUUACGAAGCCUAAGCAACUACAAGGAUUACCGCCUGAAACAAAAGUUGUUAUUCAGGUGUCGCCAGCACCUCCUCAUCUGGGAUCAGCAGGAGUGGCAUCCAUCACUGUGAGUUCGUCUGAACUGCCACCCCUGGGCCUAAAAGAAUUGCCAGGAAAACCCAUUAAUUCUAGUUUGUGUAAAUCUCAAGGGUUUCAGUCCAAGUCAAAAGCCCCAAUAAAGCGAAAACCACAAAGCGCACAUUUGUCGAUAGCACCAAAUGAAUAG